AAAAAAAGUGUUGACGUUUUAAAAGUGGAAAACUCAAAAGUUUAAUUUUUUAUUUUUAUUAAUUUUUUCGGUUCCUAAUUCUGGCGAAAAAUAGUGACAUGUUACACUUGCGUCUUCAAAUCUGAAUAAUUUCCCUACAAAAUCUAAAAAUGCUUGUUAAAACUAUCGUUUUUUUAUUCUUAUUCUGCAAAUAUGCGAAAUCUGACUCUGGUAUCAAUUCAAAUAAUGCAAAUCUUUUCCAACAUUUAGAGCAGGGGUCUAAAAUCAAUCUCACUAAUAUCGAUAAUUCAUCGUGGACUAAAGCCACAGAUACUAUUACUAAGAGUGGACAAGAGUUGCCAGCUGCUAAAUCCUCCAAAACCGAAAAUGAAGAUUUUUUGGAAAAUCCAAGGUAUUACGACAACGACGAAUUGACCAACGUUCUCAAGAAAUUGGAAACAGAACAUCCAGAAAUCGUCGGUUUAUCAACUGUUGGCCAAUCGGUGAGAGGGAGAGAAUUGUGGGCCUUGCACAUCAAUUCAAAUCCGAACAAUAGAAGCGUACUCACUCCAAUGUUUAAAUAUGUGGCUAACAUGCACGGAGACGAAACUCUGGGAAGACAGUUGAUGAUAUAUUUGGCUCAAUAUUUGGUAUUGAAUUAUGGCAAGAAUGAAAGAGUUACUUGGUUGGUUGAUAAUACAGAUAUCCAUAUUCUGCCAAGUAUGAAUCCGGAUGGGUAUGCAAGUUCACAGGAAGGACAUUGUAAGUCCGAUGAAAGAGGCCGAGAAAAUGAAAGGGGAGUUGAUUUGAAUAGAGACUUUCCGGACAAAUUUGAUGAUUUAACUGGCACUGGUAAAAGCCUAAUUGCUGGAAGACAACCUGAAACUGUAGCUCUAAUGACGUGGAUCAUUUCAAAACCAUUCGUAUUGUCUGGAAAUCUUCAUGGUGGCGCUGUUGUGGCAAGCUAUCCAUUUGACAACUCUGAUACUGACAAUGAAUCUGGCGUAGAUAGCAAAUCCCCCGAUGACACGGUGUUCAAAGAACUGGCUUUAUUAUACGCUCAAAAAAAUCCCCUAAUGAGAACAGGAAAUGGAUGUAAUGGAGAUUAUUUUCCAAACGGUAUCACUAACGGAGCACACUGGUACGAACUCGCUGGUGGUAUGCAAGAUUUUAAUUAUCUGAAUUCAAAUUGCUUCGAAGUCACUUUUGAACUGAGCUGUUGCAAGUUUCCCGACGCCAGCACUUUAACUAAAGAAUGGUAUAACAACAAGGAGUCGAUGCUUAGCUAUAUGGAAGCUACACAUUGGGGGGCAAAAGGCAUGGUUACGAAUCCUUCAGGCGAACCAGUUUUGGAUGCCGAUAUUGUGGUCGAAGGUAUUGAGUAUAAUGUUACCACAUCAAAUAGAGGCGAGUAUUGGAGAUUAUUAGUACCUGGCACAUAUAAAAUGUAUGCUGUUGCAAAUGGUUACGUCACAUCUUCGCCAGUAUCUGUGGAUGUGAGUAAAGGCAAGACAACCAUCCAGAAUUUCAAGCUCAACAUGGCUCAACAAGAGCGAGGCCCCUAUUUGGAAGUCAUCGACAAAAACACUCCAACUUACGACAAAUACGGAUUCAUGGUCCACGAUUCCAAACUAUUCAAACACCAUCACUACAACGAAAUGGUCAAAUACCUCAAGUUCUUUAACAAAACUUACCCCAACAUUACACAUCUCUAUUCUAUAGGCAAAUCGGUUGAAGGACGUGACUUAUACGUUUUUGUUUUGAGUAAUACUCCUAAAAAACAUGAACCAGGUAAACCUGAAUUCAAGUAUGUAGCCAACAUGCAUGGCAACGAAGUAGUAGGACGAGAAUUGCUUCUUUAUUUAAUCAAAUACAUGUGCGAACGUUAUGGCACUGAUGAAAGGAUUACCAAACUAAUGAAUACUACUAGAAUUCACUUGAUGCCUACAAUGAACCCAGAUGGAUACGAAAAGGCUCACGAAGGUGACGGCACUAGUGUAUUUGGUAGAAACAAUGCUGGAAAUGUGGACUUAAACAGGAAUUUUCCUGAUCAGUACGGUACCAAUUCGUUCAAUAGGUUUCUAGAGCCGGAAACUCAACUGAUGAUGCGAUGGAUUGCUUCAGAACCUUUUGUAUUAUCGGCCAAUCUUCACAACGGUGCUUUGGUAGCCAACUAUCCCUUUGACGAUAGCCCUCCUGGCACGCCCAUAAAUACUGAAAAUCCAUCUCCAGAUAAUAAGUUGUUUAAAUAUUUAGCCAGCACCUACUCCAAGGCCCACAGAACUAUGCACAACGGGGAACCUUGUCCAAUGUUUCCAGACGAAGUAUUCAAAGGGGGCAUUACCAAUGGUGCCAAGUGGUACCAGGUAACUGGAGGCAUGCAAGACUGGAAUUAUUUGGUAGCCGGCUGUAUGGAAUUAACGUUAGAAAUUGGAUGCUACAAAUACCCAUUUGCCAAAGAUUUACCGAAGUAUUGGUUGGAUAAUAGGGAAGCUUUAUUGGCCUAUAUGGAACAGGUCCAUAUAGGUGUACACGGUUUCGUAAGCAGUACAAUCGGCAAAAGAAUCCCCCACGUAGAAGUAAUAGUCGAAGGAAUCAAGCACACCGUGAAAACAGCCAAAGAUGGCGACUAUUGGAGACUAUUAUUGCCUGGCAAAUACAAUAUCACUUUCGCAGCCAGAGGUUACGAAUCCUACACCACUCAAAUAAUUGUACCAGAAUCAGGAAGUGUAGAACUAAGUCCAACAUUAAUGAAAGACGACCCACAGCAUUGGGCUAGCGCCUACGAUUUUGGCGAAAUCAGUAACGUUUUCCAUCCAAAAUACCAUUCAGGGUCAGAGUUGAAUUUCAUUUUAUCUUCUUUUGAAAAUAACUUUCCCGAUUCUGCUGAAUUUCAUGGAGGCGAUGAUAUGAUUUCUAUGAUUCUUCAUUGGCUAAAAAUAACACAACAUGUUGAGCAAUCGGAUGAAACUAAAUUUCACAUUGGAGUGAUUGGUAAUCUAUUUGCUACCCAACCAAUUGGAAGAGAGAUUAGCAUUAAUUUGGCACGUCAUUUAUUGAAAGGUCUUUCAUUUAGUGAUCCUACUAUAGUAAGCAUACUGUCUAAUUCAGUAAUACAUAUUGUGCCUGCUAUUGAUAAAGCAUUUGAACAGAUUUGGGGCGAUUUUAAUAAAGAAUCUGAUGGUUUAUCAAAACCAGACAAAUAUUUGUGUAACAACAUUACAGCUGAUUUUAAACAAGUUGGGGAACAAGUUUUAGACUUAAACAAUCGGUUAACAAGCAACAAAGACACUGUUGCAACCACUAAUGCUUUCAAGCAUUUGCUUUUAGAAGAAAAGUUUGAUUUAGUAUUGAAUUUUGAAGGAGGAAAUAGUGGAGUCUUGUAUCCGUUUACUCAAGAUUCUGUUAAAAAAUACGAAAAACUAGCCAAUACUUAUUUGAAAAAUUUAAACAUACUCCAAAAUUGUCCUGAACGUACAACAGGCACUGAUGGUAUCGUAACUGACUUUUUAUAUAAGGAAUACUAUACUCCUAUGUUAACUUUGAAAGUGAGCUGUUGCGAAUAUCCGGCUGUUGAAAAUCUGCCUUAUAUUUGGAGAGAUAUUUUGGAUCCUGUGAUGAGUAUUUUGAAUGCUACAAGAACAGGUGUCCAAGGAACCGUGGUGAACGAACUCAAAACCCCCUUACUCAAUGCCAGCGUAAAAAUCGUCAAUAUGGAAGAAACUCACGAAGUAACCAAAAUCAAAGCCCACUAUAAAAUAAUGUUGCCGCCAGAUUCAUACAAAAUGGUGAUAUCUUGUCACGGUUACGAAAAUAAAUUUUUACCAUUUGAAGUCAAAGAACUAGCGCUAACUGAAGUCAAUGUUGUUUUGAGACAAAGUGCAAAUGAUGAAAUUUCUGAAAUGAAUAAUAAUAAGUUUACUGCUUCAACUGUUGAUAAAGUAUACACUAUUGAGUACGGUAGCAGUGAUAAAGUCUCAGUAACUGAUUUAUGGAUCCGGGAACCAUUCGAAGGACCAAUUAAAAGUGGAAUUAAAGGCUACAUCUUAGACACUCAAAACCACCCUGUCGACCAUGCCCAAAUAUAUAUCAGAGAACCAAACAUAACAAUCCAUACGGACAGCAAUGGACGUUAUGGAGUGCCUCUACCUCUAGGUACUUAUACAGUGAUUAUCGAUGCUAAUAGAUAUUUUAAAGUUGUAAAACUGGUACCUGUGAAUGAUGCAAACUCACCUAAAGUAGCUAUACUAACUAUGAAAAAGGAUAACACGUAUUGGGGUGUCCCACGAUUGGCGUUUGUGACUUUAUCAGGCCUAAUUCUACUUGGAUUUCUGGGCAUGGGAAUAUUCUGUUUUAUGAUAUGUAAAAACAGAAACAACUCUAGUGAAUAUGGAUUACUAUCGCAAGAAGAACUUUAUGGAGAUUUGAAAGACGAUCUUGAAGAUUCAAAAGAGAGGGAAAUAUUUUCAAGACCUAUCGGACUUCAACGUAUAGGAAAACCGAUUACAAGACCUUAUUACGAUGAAGAUGAUGAUGAUGAGAAUGAUUUUGCAGACAUAGAACGCACCUAUCUUUCGAGCUCAGAUGAAGAUGAUGAAAUUAAAUUAUUGACUUCCAUUAAAUAACUAAAUUAUUAGGACCAUUAUUAAUACCAUAUACAUAUUAAUAAUUUUUAUUAUUUAGGAAUCACAUUUUAAAUACUCAAAUUGACUGUGGACAAUCGGCCUAAAAGUUUCCACUAUUGCCAAUUAUUUAAAAAUUAACAGGGUAUAUAUGUAAAUAUUGCAAUCAUAAUUUGUGCCUAAAAGUAUAUUCUUCCUAUUAGUUUUGUGAUACUAGCCACAAAUGAAAAAUUUUGUGGUGAAUGCAAAUAACCUAUACAGGGUGUUCAAAUAGAAACUAUAUAUUCACCUUGUGUAAUAUAACUUAUAGGUUUUUUUUUCUCAAUGCUUAGAUCUAGGUGAAAAGUUUUUGAGAGCACCCUGUAUGCAGCUGACUUUUAUAUAAAUUUUGAAAGUGGUUUAAAAUUAGCUUCCUUUGCACAGUAAGAUUGAAAAAUUAUAAUGGACCAAGACAAUUUAUUUUUAUAUAUUUGAUGUACGUAAACUUAGCAAUAUUUAGUACAUAAGUUUUAACAAAUUGUGAUAGAAUUUAUUGCUUUCUAUUGUCCAAUAACCAAUAAAAGAUUUGAAGUUGAAUUUGGUGGUAGAUUUCUUCCUUUAAUUCAAUAAAACUUCAAGGUACAAAAUAUAUAAUCAUUAUUAUUCUACUAACUCCAAACAGUCGGUAAAAAAUGCUGCUUCCAAAAUAUGUUUAACAUUAUGGCACUGCCCAUAAGUAGAAUAUAAAGAACCAUUGCGGCCCACCAAAGGUACUUUUCCUUUUCAGUUGGCUCCACAUUUUUCAGCACCCAAAUGCCCACAAGAAAUCCGGCCAAGGCUCCUCCAAAAUGCGCUGCAUAACCGAUAGGGGUUUGGUUUCCUAAAAAGUACCGGUUAUGGAUCGAAGUUGCUACAUCUGCAGAGAUUAAUAGUAGUAUAACGAAGAAUUGUACUGCGGGGAAAGA
Molecule: messenger RNA, 5545 nt
Organism: Ceutorhynchus assimilis (cabbage seed weevil)
Lineage: Eukaryota; Metazoa; Arthropoda; Insecta; Coleoptera; Curculionidae
Source: the annotation of a GenBank genome assembly